Phyllopteryx taeniolatus (common seadragon) is the source of this 1740-nucleotide messenger RNA. It is a transcript of the gene taf8, whose product is annotated as TAF8 RNA polymerase II, TATA box binding protein (TBP)-associated factor. Gene Ontology annotation, cellular component: transcription factor TFIID complex. The transcript is spliced from 8 exons. Bases 140 to 1066 code for a protein of 308 amino acids. Gene Ontology annotation, biological process: transcription initiation at RNA polymerase II promoter. Gene Ontology annotation, molecular function: protein heterodimerization activity. Lineage: Eukaryota; Metazoa; Chordata; Actinopteri; Syngnathiformes; Syngnathidae. The record is from RefSeq and is a predicted model, not a curated record.
UUGAGGUUACAACCGCUCAGUGUUUACUAUUGGCGACUCCAUAAAGAUUUGGGGGGGGAAGAAGGCACUCGCACGUCCGUAGCUCAUGUAACCAAAAUAAAAGUUGUCCAUCUGAACGACUGGUGCUCGUUGAAACGUGAUGGCGGAUCCUGCGGUGGCAACGGGCGCUUCGCUGGCUGUUGGCGGGCGUGCAGGUGGCAAUAAAGCAGCCAACAGCCCGGUGGAGAACUACCAGCUGGCUCGACGACGGACCCUGCAGGUGGUGGUGAGCGCCCUCCUGACAGAGUGCGGCUUCGACUGCGCCGAGAAGGCGGCCGUGGAAACGCUCACCGAGAUGAUGCAGAGUUAUAUAACAGAAAUCGGGCGCUGCACUAAAUCAUAUUGUGAACACACAGCCAGAAGCGUCCCAACUCUGUCGGAUACUGUGGUGACACUCAUUGAAAUGGGAUUCAAUGUCGACACUCUGCCCAUCUAUGCCAAGCGCUCUCAGAGGAUGGUCAUCACCGCACCUCCAGUCACCAACCACCCGAUGACGCCCAAAGCGUUGUCAGCCGGACAGAAGCGUACACACCCACCUCACAUACCUGGCCACUACCCGGAAUUCCCAGACCCGCACACCUACAUCAAAACCCCGACGUUUCGCGAGCCCGUGUCGGACUACCAGGUGGUGCGCGAGAAAGCGGCGACUCAGAGGCGGGACGUGGAGCGGGCGCUCACACGCUUCAUGGCCAAGACCAGCAAAACCCAGAGCCUCUUCAAAGACGACAUCGCCACCUUCCCGCUGAUCGCCGCGCAGCCGAGCGCCGUCCCUUACCUCGGCGCCCUCCUGCCGUCCGAGCUGGAGCUGCAGACUUUGGAGGAAACGGACUCGUCGGAGCAGGACGACCAGACGGACGGCGAUAACGCGGCCGGGAACGUCAUGAACGACGACCCGGUGGUGGACAAAGAGAACGCCAUGCUUCCUCCAGGCGGCGCCAUCAUGUCCACGAAAGGCAGCGAGGACAACGUGAUCGACAACCCGUACUUGCGGCCAGUCAAGAAGCCCAAAGUGAAGAGGAAGAAAUGAGCCUCAGCCACACAGGAUGCGGGCAAGCCUUCAGAUAAAUUGUUUUUUUUACCCCCACUUCCUCCGCGGAGGACCGACCGCCAUGGUAACCUGGAUUCUUCAAGUCAAGAGAACUUUAGUUUCAUUCCAUUUUUUGCCUCGUUUAAAAGCAUCAUUUUGUAAUCUGGUGACACAAAGCAGCCAUUUUGUGAAUCAAGUUUCCCCCCCCCCCUUUUUAACCCUUUAUGAGUUGAACUCAUCAAGAUGGGUUAUUAACCUGGUUCUCUCAACUGUACGAACAUGUUCAGUCACAUCGUUGAUCCCAAACCGGUUAUGACUUGGUCUUCUCAAUUAAAAGCACAACUGAUAGGGCGUUUGAGUUUGACCAGCUCUCAGCUAGAUAAAACUAUUGAGUUAGCUCGCCUGUCUUGUGGGUUUUGCAGUGACAAAUGUAGCGAGACGUUGUUCGGUCUUGAUUCGAUUUGCCGACUUUAUCGAAAACAUCCAAAUUGAAGCAUCUUCAGAGCAUUUCGGUGGCCCUACACGGAGACUGAGACUUUGAGAAGAGGAUUUUUUUUGAAAUUUCAUUUGAGCAAAGGAAAGUGAAAACCCUCCUCUCCAAAAAAAUGGCUCCGUGUACGGCCACCGAAACCCGAAAUGCGUGGAUUUAUUCAUAAAUAGUACGAUAUUCAGUC